Lipotes vexillifer (Yangtze River dolphin) is the source of this 2493-nucleotide messenger RNA. It is a transcript of the gene ADGRE5, whose product is annotated as adhesion G protein-coupled receptor E5. The record is from RefSeq and is a predicted model, not a curated record. Gene Ontology annotation, cellular component: plasma membrane. NCBI's taxonomy places the organism in Eukaryota, Metazoa, Chordata, Mammalia, Artiodactyla, Lipotidae. The coding region runs from base 1 to 2493 and encodes 830 amino acids. The transcript is spliced from 20 exons. Gene Ontology annotation, molecular function: calcium ion binding; G protein-coupled receptor activity. Gene Ontology annotation, biological process: adenylate cyclase-activating G protein-coupled receptor signaling pathway; cell surface receptor signaling pathway.
AUGGGAGGCCCCCGCAGCGUUGCCUUGUUCAUCUUUCACGUGCUGUGUGUCUUGCUGACUCUGUCGGAAGCUGGGUCCCAGAACACCAUGGCCUGUGCUCUGCAGUGCCCUGAAAACUCCUCAUGUGUCAAUGGCACCGCCUGCCGCUGCACUCCGGGAUUCAGUUCUUUAUCUGGGGAGAUCUUCACCAACAUCUUGGACAGCUGUGAUGACAUCAACGAGUGCGGACCACCCUUGACAGUGUCCUGUGGAAAAUUAGCAGACUGCCAGAACACGGAAGGGGGCUAUCACUGCACGUGCAGCCCAGGAUAUGAGCUUAUUUCUGGGGCAACAAUGUUCAAGAAUGAGAGUGAGAACACGUGUCGGGAUGUGGAUGAAUGCCAGCAGAAACCCAAAGUCUGUAAAGGCCACAGCACCUGCAUCAACACGCAGGGCAGCUACAUCUGCCAGUGCCCACCUGGCUUGGAGCUCAACCUGGAGGACCCAAGACUGUGCACAGUUGUGAAUGAAUGUACCUCGGGGAGAAACCCAUGCCACAACUCCAGCCACUGCUUCAGCCUCGUGGGCACCUAUAAGUGCCACUGCCGUUCAGGCUGGAAGCCAAUUCCUGGGGCCCCCAGCGGCCCAAACAACACUGUCUGCGAAGAUAUGGAUGAGUGCAGCUCCGGGCAGCAUCAGUGUCACAACUCCACCAUCUGCCUCAACACCGUGGGUUCAUACACGUGUCACUGCCGCCAAGGCUGGGUGCCCAAACCCGGAUUCCAGGAUAAGCAAAUGGGCACCAUCUCCUGCGAAGAGAUCUCCUUCCCCACCUGGACCGCACCCCCUGAAAUCAAGAGCCAGAGUCUCUCUGGCUUCUUUGAAAGAGUCCAGAAAAUGAGCAUAGACUUCAAGUCAGCCUUGCCCCAGGAAACCAUCCAGUACCUCAUCAUGUCACUGGAUGACCUGUUGAAAACCCCAGGGGACCUGGAGGCCUUGGACCUGUCUUCCAGGCACCACACAGCCACCUACCUGUUCUCAGGCCUCGAACAAAUCCUGAGGACCCUGGCCAAAGCCAUGUCUGGAGGCUCCUUCAUCUACCAUUCUCCUGGGGACACAGAGCUGUCCCUGAUGGUCCAGGAGCAGGGGAAUGGAAACAUCACUGUGGGCCAGAGCCAUGCACGGAUGCUGCUGGACUGGGCCGUGGCAGCUGGAGACGAGAAGUCCGGCCCCACCGUGGUAGGAAUCCUCUCCAGCCCAAACAUGCAGAAAUUGCUAGCCAACGCCUCUUUGGACCUGGACUUGGAGAAGCAAACCGAGCUGAAAGAGAUCUACGAAAGUCCUGUCCGCGGCGCCCAGCUCAGGCUUCUUUCAGCCGUCAACUUGGUCUUUCUAAGCAACACGAACACAGAUAAACUCAACUCCAAGGUCACCUUCGCCUUCUCCCACCCUUGGGAGAUGCCCGGGACAAGGCAGGAGCUGAUCUGUGCCUUCUGGAAGAGUGACAGCAACAGAAGAGGGUACUGGGCCACCUCGGGCUGCCAGACACUGGGCAGCGGAAAUGGCAGCACCACCUGCCAAUGCAAUCACCUGAGCAGCUUUGCCAUCCUCAUGGCCCACUACGAUGUGGAGGACUGGAAGCUGGCCCUGAUCACCAAGGUGGGACUGGCUUUAUCGCUGGUCUGCCUGCUGCUGUGCAUUCUCACCUUCCUGCUGGUGCGGCCCAUCCAGGGCUCGCGCACCACGGUGCACCUGCACCUCUGCAUCUGCCUCUUCGUGGGCUCUACCAUCUUCCUGGCGGGUAUCGAGAACGAAGGCGGCCAGGUUGGGCUGCGCUGCCGCCUGGUGGCCGGGAUGCUGCACUACUGCUUCCUGGCCGCCUUCUGCUGGAUGAGCCUCGAGGGCGUGGAGCUCUACUUCCUCGUGGUGCGCGUGUUCCAAGGCCAAGGCCUGAGAAAGCGCUGGCUGUGCCUGAUAGGCUACGGCGUGCCGCUGUUCAUCGUGGCCGUCUCGGCGGCCAUCAAGAGCCAGGGCUACGGCCGCCCCCAGUACUGCUGGUUGGACCACGCCAACGGCUUCCUCUGGAGCUUCCUGGGACCUGUGACCUUCAUCGUUUUGUGCAAUGCUGUCAUCUUCGUGAUUACUGUCUGGAAGCUCACUCAGAAGUUUUCUGAAAUCAACCCAGACAUAAAGAAACUAAAGAAGGCCAGGGUGCUGACCAUCACCGCCAUCGCCCAGCUCUUUGUGUUGGGCUGCACCUGGGUCUUCGGCCUGUUCCUCUUCGACCAACAUAGCUGGGUGCUGUGCUACACCUUCAGCAUCCUCAACAGCCUGCAGGGCCUCUUCCUCUUUGUGCUGUACUGCCUCCUCAACAAGAAGGUGAGGGAGGAGUACCGGAGGUGGGCCUGCAUGGUCACCAGGAACAAGUACUCCGAGUUCGCCACAUCCAUCUCUGGGUCUGGCUCCAGCCAGAGUCAGGCUCAGGCCCUCAGGUCCUCAGAGUCUGGCAUGUGA